AAUCCUUCAAUUUUAUUCAAAAAAACUAACUUCUGAUCUUCUCUAAUUUCUUUCCUUCUUUGAUCAUUCACCUUCCCAUUCUUCUUCCCUUCCUUCUGAUCUUAUUAUGAUUUUCUUCUAGAUUCAUCCAAAAAAAAAAACCCAAUCUCUUUUCAGUUGUGCUAUAAAAUGUACCAGUUUGGUUAAGUUUUCUUUAGUGGCGUGGCUUUUCUUGCAAGCCUUCUGGAAUUUUGAAGGAAAUUGGGCCUUGAUCCUAAUAAGCUUAGAAACUUAACAAUGGUUAAUUAUAGUGAAUUUCCUUUAGAGUUGACGAUGAAGGUAGCGGAACAUGUAGAAUUUUAUGAAGAUUUUAGUACCUUUGGUAAAGUUUGUACUCGGUGGAGAAAUGCAGCGAAGCUUGCUGAUAGAUCAGCAGCAUUACAUCAAACACCGUGGCUGAUGCUUGGGGUAUCCCCUAGUUCAUGCUCUUCUACGGUCAAGAUUUACAGUGUAUAUAACAGCAAGUUCAGGCUCAUGGACUUGCCAAAGAUUUCAUACAAAGAGGAUGAGUAUUGGUCGUGUAUUGAUGAUGAUUUAGAUGAUUCGCCAAAUGAAGACUAUGAAUAUGAUUACUCCUGCUGCUACUCCGGUCUUAGCGAUAGCGAUAGCGAUGAUGAUGCCAGAGACCAUUAUGGCCCUAAAGAUUGUGUGUCUCAGUACUUGUGUUCUUCACGUGGGUGGUUAGUUCACAGGUCUGAUUUUAAUUUCAGCUAUAAAGGAGUUGCUCUGGUGCACCCACUUUCCAAGAAGAUAAUUAUAACCCCUUGUCUUCCAAGAAAUAUAUUCCGUGAUUUGUUCAAAUCACAAUCAUAUCUUGUUCAAUAUGGAAAAUUUGCUCUCUCUGAUAGCCCUUCAACCACUUCCGAUUUCACUCUUGCCAUGAUAUUCAAGUGUUGGCGAGUCCGUACUGUUGGUUUUUGGAGAAGCAAGGAUGAGGAAUGGGUUAUAAAGGAAUUUACAGAGUUGGAUGACACCAUGGAUAUAACUUUUUAUAAGGGGGAGUUCUAUGUUGUGGAUAGCUGUGCUAGAAUUGUGGCUGCUAAUGCUUCCGAUAACACAAUUAGGUCUGUGAAUCUAGGCCACACCUUUGUACCAAAUAAUAUGCAGGCGAGCAAUGCAUUCUUGGUGGAAUCAGAUGGAGCCUUACUGUUGGUUCUCCAUAAACUCAAGUAUGUAGGUCCAAAUGAUCAACAUCCAGGGUAUUUAUCCCGUACUCCCUAUUUCAGAGUGUGGGAGGUGAAUAUUGAAGAUGGGCAGACUAAGGAAGUGGAGAAUUUGGGGAAUCGAGCCCUUUUUCUGGGUCGUAGCUCUUCCUUUUCUGUGCAGGCUUCUCCCGAUGGUUGUAAGCCUAAUUGCAUUUACUAUGUCAACUAUAGUGGUAAAAGAGCAGGGAAACAAGAUAGGGGCAUUUACGAUUUAACCACCCGCCAAAUGAUCAAACAGUUUGAUCGUUAUCCAAUGCAAAACAGUUUCUGGGUUGAGGCUCCUUCACGCUUUCAUUGUUGUCUGGACUCUAAAGGCAAAUCUAAAGUAUAAUGAUCAAGCAAUAGAGUGUCUUGAUCUUCUUUGGUUGUUCUUCAGGUUUUGCUGUGCCUUAAGGUUAGUUAGCUUGCAUGUUUUUCCCCUCUUCCUCGUACUAGCUCAGGAAAAAACAUUGACAGUUCGACUUUUGCGUAAUGGGAUACUUAGGAUAGCUCCCAUAGAACAUCGUUGUAGUUAACAAUAAUCUUAAAUGUCCUUAAUUGGCACAGGUUCCACUGUUUAAUUUUUCAUUAUAAUCUCCUUUUGAA
Molecule: messenger RNA, 1829 nt
Organism: Beta vulgaris subsp. vulgaris (sugar beet)
Lineage: Eukaryota; Viridiplantae; Streptophyta; Magnoliopsida; Caryophyllales; Amaranthaceae
Exons: 2
Coding region: 277-1575 (432 amino acids)
Source: RefSeq, a predicted model, not a curated record